Molecule: messenger RNA, 3840 nt
Organism: Colletotrichum abscissum
Lineage: Eukaryota; Fungi; Ascomycota; Sordariomycetes; Glomerellales; Glomerellaceae
Exons: 4
Coding region: 1-3840 (1279 amino acids)
Biological process (GO): protein localization to ciliary inversin compartment
Cellular component (GO): ciliary inversin compartment
Molecular function (GO): protein binding
Source: RefSeq, a predicted model, not a curated record
AUGGAGCCGGUUGGAUUAGCCGUCGGAAUCGCUGGGCUCGCGGGCAUUCUGAGCACUUGUCUAGAUGUCAUCGAGAGAGUCGACAUAUAUAAAGAUUUCGACCGUGAUUCACGUUCACUCGCUGUACAGCUCGAUGCGGAAAAGCUUCGCCUCAAAAAAUGGGCCUGCGAUGUUGGGUUCCGGCAAGGGAAGCUCUCGAACGACCACCACACCGCUCUGAAUGACCCGCAGGUCCGCUUGAUGGCAGUAGAGCUGCUUAGUGUCAUCAAGGCAAUCUGUGGUGACGUAACAACAUCAGAACUCGGGCUGGAUGAAAAUUUAGCAACCGUCACUCGCGGCAUCCAAUCCUUUCCAAAGUCAUCAGAAUCAAGGAGGCAAAAGCUUGUUUGGUCCUUGAGGGGCAAGGCUAGACGCACUUCUCAAGUCGAAAACCUCGGAGUUCUCGUCCAGCAUCUGCACAACCUGGUUCCUCCAGAUAGUUCAUUUCCAAAUGGGGAAGCUACCAAUAAGUCCAAUGAGACUUGUGCUUAUGGAAUAGAUGACGAUAUUGAGAAACAGACGUGGCUUCGCGAGCUUCGACAGACCUUGUCUCGGUUGGAAAGGGAGAUGGAAGCCGAGACUCGACGAGACCUUCGGGCCUGGCUAGCAUGCCCACCGCCGAACGAUCUCUUUCCUGAAGCCAAAGAGAGAAGAAUCAAUGGGACGUGUGAUUGGAUUAUUGACCGUCCCGAAUUCGUUGAGUGGCUUGCUCUAAACGAAGCGUGUAAAAUUGUCGAUGAUACCGAAAGGCUCCUAUGGGUCAAUGGACCAGCCGGGUUUGGAAAGACUGUUCUAUGCGCGAGAAUCAUCGAACAUUUGAGAUCGAUAUCCCAGACGCCUGUGGUCUAUUUCUUCUUGUCAUCUGAAUUCGAAAGCCGCGACAAUCCCUAUGCGGCGAUUCGAGCAUGGGUCCACCAGAUGGCAUCGUCCGACCAGACUACCUACCAGUUGGUGCGAGAAAAGUGGCUAGCUCAAAACGAACAAUUCGCCACCGAGACAGAAAUCGUCAGUAUCUUUCGAGAAAUUUUGCAAGUCGUACCUGGAGCCAUCUUGGUCUUGGAUGGCUUGGAUGAGUGUACUUGGUUGGGGAAGGCUCCGCAUGACGGGAAGUCCUUGGGGAAGUUUCUCAACACCGUGAUUGGGGCAAUUACCAACACAGCAUCUCGCCUCCUAGUUGUCAGUCGGGACGAGCCUGAGAUUCGAAGUGCUAUGAUGUGCUCAAAAAACUGCGAGGAACUCAAAAUCGAUUCUGAAGACGUGCAAUCCGACGUUGCUCGAUACGCAAGAAGUAUUGUCGACAAGAAGCUGCCGAGAAAGGACGAAGCAACAAGAGAAGGUAUCUCCAAGAUGCUUGCGGAUCGGUCCAAUGGCCAACUCCUCUGGGUCAAGUUACACGAAGAUUCCUUGCGCAGCUGGAAGAACAAGAAGCAACUUGAGGAUGCGAUCAAUGAAAUACCGUCUGGACUUGAUCAUGUUUAUGAACGAAAUUGGACACGCAUUUCUAAACUACCAGAACCGAUCCGUAAACGUGCCUAUUCUCUAUUACAAUGGGCGGCUUUUGCUCUGCGGCCCUUGACCGUCAACGAAAUCUCCGAGGCUAUGUUGAUCGACGAGGAAGAUUUCAACUUCCCUGAGGAUGAGUUGCCCGAUGAAGUUGAUGACGACUUCAUUGAAAGCGAAAUACAAAGCCCCUGCGGCUCGCUUUUGGAAGUUCGAGGUACAUCUUCGGAUUCUAACAGGGGGUCAAGGACGGUGCACUUGACUCACUUUUCAGUCAAACAACAUUUUCUUUGCAACAUUUCAUCUCAAUCGCUAUCGAUUCGCAUGAACAGUCAAGUCUUAAACGAGCUUCAACAAAACAGCAGGCUAGCAAAGCUUUGCCUUCGCUACAUCAACAGUCAAUACUUCUGGGACUUCGAAGAGAAGAUCAAUUCGACGGUUCAAAUGGAAAGCACCCAGGAAGAAAACCUUCAAGUGAGCGUCAAGGGGUCAUUCCGACACUACGCCGCGAGUUCAUGGUAUCAGCAUUCCACCGUCGGUUAUGAGGAAGACGAAGAACUGACAAUGCUCAUGAUGAAUUUGUUCGAUGAACUCAAUCCCAGCUGGGAAAUGUGGCGUGACUUGUUUGAGAAGUAUAGCGUAGAGCUCGGUUUGGGAGCUGAUUCAUCAACUGAACCUCACCAUGCUAGUCCUUUACACUACGCUGCCCGUCUUGGCUUCACUGAGCUUGCUUCCUGCCUCAUCCACGACGAGAAGCAUCAUGUGAAUGCCAAGGCGCCGUUUGGUAGAACAGCUCUUGAGAUUGCAGGCAACGCUGGGAAUUUGACACUCUCAAAGAUCCUUCUGGAUGCGGGGGCCGAUAUUUCAAUGUCGAAUCACACAGGGUCGACACCUCUCAUCGAAGCUUCGUUUUCUGGAGCCUAUGAGGUUAUUGAACUCCUUCUCGAUAGAGGCGCAGACUGCGAGAAAACAAAUAACUACAACUGGACGGCACUACACGUAGCUUCCUACUACGGCCAUCUCGACGUCGUCGCGUUGUUGCUUGAAAGGGGAGCUAACGUCACUGUUGCUAACGAUGGCGGUUGGACACCACUCAAUGCGGCCUCUCACUGCGGACACUUCGAUGUGAUUGAACUGCUCCUCGACAAUGGGGCCGAAAUUCUAACCCGGAGUAAUGAUGGUUGGUCGCCGCUUAAUGCUGCCUCUCACUUUGGACACCUAGACAUUGUCAACUUGCUCCUGAGGAAGGGGGCUGAUGUUCACCACGCAAAUCUUAGCAAAUGGUCAUCGAUACAUUUCGCUUCUGAUGGUGGUCACUAUGAGAUCGUCAAAAUGCUUCUGGGUGCAGGCGCCGACGUCGCAGCUGUAACCAAUAAUUCAACGACGCCGCUGCAUAUAGCAUCAAGUCGUGGCCAUCUAGAGAUUGUCGAGCUACUUCUGGACAAUGGCGCUGACUCGAACGCUGUGGACGAUAGCCAAUGGACACCGAUUUUCUUGGCAUCGAGUUGCGGGCUUGAAAAAGUAGCCAAGCUACUUCUUAGUCGGUGCGACGACGUAUCUCGGGCCAACAAAGCCGGAAUGGUGCCACUUUACUCAGCUUCAGCUGCCAUGAACAGCAAGCUUGCUGAGCUGCUUCUUAGCGACUCUCGUAAUGAUGGUUCCUUGCGAGCCUACGCAGGAUGGACGCUACUCCACGAGGCGUCGUAUAACGGACGCGUUGGGGUGAUUGAACUACUUCUUGCUGAGGGAGUAGAUGUAGGGUUAACUGACGAGCGUGGGUGGACGCCUCUACACGCUGCAGCUCUGAGCGGGCAUACAGAAGUUGCAGAGUUGCUGCUUCAGAGCCCUAAGUGCAGUACCCAUAAUCGACUGGACCUUCAGAUCACGGAUCAGUAUGGAUCAACCCCAUUAUCUGCAGCUUGUCGCAAUGGGCAUGAAGAAGCCGUCAAAUAUCUGCUCUCAGUCGACGAGGGAUCAUUUGAGUCUCGAGAUGGACUAGGGCGAAGCUCGAUGUGGUGGGCACGAAAAAGUGGCAGCACCCAAGUCAUCGAAUCGGUCUUGCAACAUGCAUUGAUGCUCAAGAUUCAUAUUCCGGAGAACAACGAGCUUGGCGCACAAGGGGCGAACUUCGAUUGCGAUUCAGCGUGGUGUGAUAUUUGCAUGACUUGUACCGAUGAGCAGGCAUUCUACACCUGUAGCUUGUGCGAUGGAGGUGACUUCGUCAUCUGCCUGGAAUGUAAGGAUCUUGGUCUCGAAUGCCAAGAUGCUUCUCAUUGCUGGACCUUUCAAGAACCCUAUUAG